AUGGCGGAUGACAUCGAAGUCAUGGACGACAGCGGCGAUGCUAUCCUGGUCGUCGGCUCUAAGGAUCCCGUUCAGCUGAAGGUGUCGUCCAGCACGCUCUCGAGGGUUUCGCGAGUUUUCAAGGCUCUUUUCGGCCCCCACUUCAGUAGGUCAACGCUAAUUCUACCCAGGCGAAGGACAGGCACAGCGCAGCUCCACCCAGCCGACGAUGACCAAGUUGCUAUGACCUCACUCUGCUGCUUGCUUCAUUGCUGCGAUAUGCCAGAGACUAAAGAUAACGCUGCUCGUAAUGAAGCUCCUUUGCUUCUGGACUUUGCGGUCGCCGUGGACAAAUACGAUGUGGUUGGCGCGCUGCGUCUUCAAUCUCAGGCUCUGCUCAUGUCGUGGGUCGAGCGCGUGAAAGUCGACUUCACCACUUUCGGCGACGUACGAUCUCUAGGCCAGCUCAUGGCCGCUGCGUACCUUCUUGGGCAGCCAAAGGCCUUCGGUCAACUCACUCUACUGUGGGUCGAUGCCAAGAUUUCCCGCCCGUCGCGACUUCUUGUAGAGCAGAGCGGACAGAUCAUCCCAACCAAACCAAAGCUAGUACUAAUCACUCCAAAGCGGCCUGGAAGAAGGGCCUGUGUCUCACAUGCGUCCGGGCCGAUGCCGAUCUUUUCAACGAAUGCAACAAGCACAGCUUCAUCUAUUAAGCAACUGUUUGAGAAUUCUGAGUUGGGGUUACUGAGGAAGGAGAGGAUUCAAGAACGCACAAACGCCUGUGGCCUCGGCACGCGGUCAUAUCUGAGUACUGGAAUCUGGAGAAAGCCACGGCCACUAGCCGCAGUCGAUAGCAAUGCAGCUUUCUCGCGUCCAACAAAAAUUUCCUUGCUUCGUAAUGACGUUACGCUCACCCCGGCUCGAAGCAUCACAGAGUCUGUGCGGCCUUCGAAAAGGCAUAGACCAUACGACUCAGUCCAGCAUCACGAUCUUCCAGAGAAGCUGCAGAACCUGCAGUCUUGGCACAGCACUACUCUCAAAUUGGCCACGCGUCUCAUUUUCACCGGUCACCCACCACCAUUCAAGAUGGCAAACGACGUACAGGUGAUCGAUGACGAGGGCGAUGUCGUCUUCGUCGUCGGCACCAGCACCAGCAAGAAGAAGCUGAAGCUGUCUUCUGCCAUCCUGUCAAGAGUGUCGCCGGUGUUCCAAGCGCUCCUCGGACCUCACUUUCGUAAGUCAUUCUGGUCGCGUACGAUUAUUUCGCGGCUGACUGCUACAGGUGAAGAACAAGCGGCUCGCAGCGCCACCCAGACCGCCGAGAUCGCGCUCCCAAACGAUGAUCCAACUGCAAUGACACGCCUCCUUGAACUACUUCAUCUACAAGACGUUGGCAUUCUUAUCCCCUGCGGAGGAAAAAACUAUAGCAGGAAGCUACUGGACUUCGCAGUCGUAGCCGACAAGGUAUUCGUCAGGUCUCCUAACUUGAACCAAAGCAAUGGCAUGCUCUUGACCUGGCUCACCAAUUUCGCCGGCGAGGACAAUGUGAGUAGCCAGGGUAACAUCAUCGCGGCCUCUUACCUACUCGAUCAACCGGCUGUGUUUGAAGAAAUCACCAAAAAGUUCAUGCAAGCCAUGCAUCCUACAUCCUCAGCUCUUUUGAAGGAGCUCAGCGCUUCUUGCCUGACCAGUGAUGAUCAAUGCAAUGGACCAACUCUCUUUCAGUUGCCCUGCAGGAGCGACGCGCGAAGACCACGACGAACGAGGAGGCUUUCAUCUACACCGUCUGCACCAAGCAUUGCCACUAGAAUAGCAGUCAGCGAGACCGCGAAGAGCGUAGAAAAGGAGAAAGCCCGAAGAGGCUUGCACUUUGAGCGAGCGUCGGCGCUAAGAAUCAGCCAUACUCACCAAAGCGAACCCAUCCUCAAUAUACGCAUCAUCCCACAUCCAAAAACAACCCAAUCCCCACUUCCACUCUCCUCCUCUCCUCUCCUCUUUUUCAACUCCACCUCCUCCCCCCCAACCUCCUCCCCCCACCCUCCUUCGCCCUCCGAACCCACUCCUCAUGAUCCUGUCUCCUACGAUAAUGCGUCGUAG
Pseudocercospora fijiensis CIRAD86 is the source of this 2076-nucleotide messenger RNA. RefSeq lists its product as uncharacterized. Gene Ontology annotation, molecular function: protein binding. The record is from RefSeq and is a predicted model, not a curated record. NCBI's taxonomy places the organism in Eukaryota, Fungi, Ascomycota, Dothideomycetes, Mycosphaerellales, Mycosphaerellaceae. Bases 1 to 2076 code for a protein of 691 amino acids. The transcript has 15 exons.